AGGAAGAUUAUCUUAUUUUUCCGGUAAUAUUCUGCGAACAAAAGUUUUUUGAAGAAUAUUAAAAAAUUCUAUAAUUUUAUUAUUUGCUCCCAUUCAUUUACAAUCACAAUGGAAUACACUAAUGAUUUGGCCAUUUUCGAAGGUAUUGUUGAUGCUGCGGAUGAUGUUAUUUCCAUAUCGGAAAUAGUAGAAAAAUCAGGUAAUGAGCGUCGGAUAGAUUACCUGCUCACUCGCAUACAAGAAUUUAUCAAGGAAGUGGAAUAUUGUCGAGAUGGCGAAUACAAGCAAGAUGUGCACAAUAAGCUGAGGCAGUUAGCUCUAUUUGUUAUUUUUAGUUCAAAUUUACCAGUAUUAGAAACAAUGAAAGAGAAUCCGAACCUAGAGCUACUUAUUGGAACACUACCUACUCUACCCGGGUAUGUCAUGUGCGAAAUAUUGUGGAAUCUUAAUAUUGAUACAAUUAUUGGUGAAGUAUUAUUCUCUACUCAUCCAAUGCUUGCCGUGGAAGUUGCAACAUCACUUAUAGAGAACUUCAAGUACUUUAGUCCCACUGAUUGCUUACAAAGGCUACAUUUGUUAACUGCCUCGUGCUACAAACUUAUUUAUCAAAUUAUAUUCCUUAAAUUAGAUACUAAAGUCAUAAGUCGAGCUUAUGAUAAUUUUUUGUUAUGUUUGAAGUACUUCAUGGAACCACCGAAUUCUCACAAACUGGAUAAUAUAAAUGAAGAUGAUUUAUAUAAAUACAUUGGAGAUAGAAUACAUGCUUAUCUUUUUGUACUAAAUGAUUGUUUCUUCAUUUUCACUAAAAAAGAUGCUCAAACACUGGAAAUUAACGAGAUAUACCUUUCAACUAUACCUACAGAAAUAAUAAAGGAUGAGUGUUUAAGUUUAUGUGAUGCUGACAAGGAGCCGGAUAUUAAACUUGUUAAGGAACAUUUAGUUAAAUGUAAUACAGCUCUCCAAGAAACUAGUAAAUCUCUACUCUCUGAUGUUAGUAUAGAUGUCUUUUGUUCGUGGAGUGAGUUUGAGGAAAAUGGUGUAAGCCUACAAAAUAAAAUUGGAGAUGUAGCUUACAAAAUAACAACAAACUAUCCUGAAUUCCUCAAUGAAAUUGAACAUGUGUGGGUCAUAUUACAGCUAAUCUCCACUAAGCCAAAAGAUUUAAAAGAAAUCAUAAAUGAAGUGGACACAAAAACUAUUGAAGAAACAAUUUCUAAAGACACUGAUGAAAGUGUUGAGUGGUUAAAAGCUUUGAUUUAUAGAGAAAGUCUUUGCACAGAGGAAAGUUUACUUAGUAGAAUAUACACUCAUAUACAUGUAUACAAUAAUGAUGAAGCUUGUCAACUAUAUGACAUCCUGUAUUGCAAUUUUAAAAAGUCUGAGACACAAAGCGAGAGUGUUAAAUCACUAGCAAUAAAGUGUUUCGAGAACUGCACUGGUGAAACCAAACAAAGGUUGCUUGAUAAACAUUUUGACCAUGUUUUUAAUGACUCUCUGACUACUGAAGAUUUGGAUGCUAUGAUCACGAAAAGCUUCAAUAAACUCAUAUCAUUACCAGGAGAUGAUUUGUCUCAAAUAUAUGAUAUUUUUAUUCAAAAUCCUAGAAAAGUAUUUACAAAAAUUUUCUUCCUAGCCUCAGAGAGCAUUCAGCAAACCAAUAUUAUGGCAAAAGUGAUGAUAUUCCUGCAAAAAUACUCUCAUUACAGAUAUGAUAAUGAAAAUGAAAGCUCUGUGUUCAUGGUAACAAAAGAGAUAAUUAACAAUAAUUUUGAAAGUGAAGCUCAAGCAAAUAACAUUAUAACAUUUAUUGAUGAGUUAAAAUCCCAGGAAUUAUUACCGGAAUUGAAGCUGCUUAACAUGAUUAUACUGCCAAGCAUUGAAUUAGGAUUAAAAAAUAAUGACAUUGAUAAAAUACAUUUUCACUGCAAGCUCUUACAUAAAACAUAUAAGCCAUCGGAGAUAAUGCAGCACAGAGCACCAAUGUUGAUUAUGUUGGCGCAGAUACUGAACCAUAUGCGUUGGAAAUUAAAUACAUUUAUGGCGUUUAAACCUAAUAUUUUAGACACAGUCCUGGAUAUUGUAACAUCAAUUUUUAAUACCUAUGAUUCUAAUAUACCAGAAAAAGACAGGGAAUGGUUGAAAAAGAAACUAAAGAAUAUGAAUCCUCUAAAUAUGUACUUCUAUAGACAUCUAUGGGGCCCACCGGGCAAUUCGUUCAUAGAAACAAUAAGCGGUAUAUCUAUCAAUGAAGAGGUAAAUCAAGAAAGAUUAGCACUCUGGCUCUCACAGCAAUUUUGCUCCACCACCCUUCGAGAAUGGAUUGCAAUGUGGGAAAGUUUAGUACAAUUCAAAGCUUCGAAGAUCUUAAAUCUCUUCCAUGCUGCUGUUAUGAUAAUAGUAGUGACUGAGAAGAACUAUCGUACAGAACACACCGAAGCUUGUAUGUUGUACUGCCUUAAAAAUUAUGUAUCUUGUAUGAAAAAUAAAUAUCUACAGCCUCCUUUAAAUGACACCAAAGUAUUAAAUGCUGCAAGUAAAUUGACGGCUUUGGAAAAUCAAAUUGAAACCAGUGAUAUUGAAGAAAUAAAACCAAUAUUUCUACCUAUAUUUUCUUACAUAGCAGAACGAAAGGAUGAUUAUACAAUAGACAUUUCUUUAAGUUUAUUGGAUAAGCUAAAACAUGAAGUUAUUAAGGAUUCAAGUAAAUACUUUAAUGUUAAAAGUUAA
Molecule: messenger RNA, 2727 nt
Organism: Aricia agestis (brown argus)
Lineage: Eukaryota; Metazoa; Arthropoda; Insecta; Lepidoptera; Lycaenidae
Exons: 5
Coding region: 109-2727 (872 amino acids)
Source: RefSeq, a predicted model, not a curated record